Molecule: messenger RNA, 1964 nt
Organism: Helianthus annuus (common sunflower)
Lineage: Eukaryota; Viridiplantae; Streptophyta; Magnoliopsida; Asterales; Asteraceae
Product: pheophytinase, chloroplastic
Exons: 6
Coding region: 333-1844 (503 amino acids)
Biological process (GO): chlorophyll catabolic process
Cellular component (GO): chloroplast
Molecular function (GO): pheophytinase activity
Source: RefSeq, a predicted model, not a curated record
CACGUUCAUUUAGUUCAAACCUGACUUGGUUAAUUAACCGAAUUUAACCAGAACCGUUCGAUCCACAUGCUUUGAAAAAAAAAAUCUUGAAAUAGUGUUGGUUUGUGUAGGGUGGGGUUGGGUUGCUGUUAUAGAUGGAUCAAAUUCACACGCAAUUGUCCAAUUCUCCACCAUAACUACACUUUCAUCAAUGCACCAAUAUUCACUUCAAUCUCCAUAUUACUGGUUACAAAUUCCCCUUUUUCAGGCUUCUUUUUUCUUCAUUUUCUUCAAAUUUCUGCUUUAAUUUCUUCACCAACUGCAAUUCCUUCAUCUUCAAGAAACUUGUUGAUAUGGAAAUCCUAUCCAGUCAUUCAGCUCCAUGUUACCCGAUCGUAAAUUCGCGAAAAUCGGUUUCCGAUAGAAGAAAGCCUAAAUUUGAUCAUGGUUAUGUGAGAUCAGAACUAUGGCCUUUGAAUAACCAUAACCAUAACCAUAAUCAUAACUCAUCUGGCUUUUAUUUAAACGGUCAUAACAGAACGUUUAAGUCAACGCCGAUACGCGCUCUUAAGGCGGACGAGGGCGUUAUCGAUGCGAAGGAAGUUCUAGAAGACAUGACGAAAAGACGGGGGUCGAUACCGAAGGUCUUGAUACCGGGAUUACCUGAUGAUUCUAGAGGUGAAAUUAGCGCUCCGAUUAGUAGUGGUAGUUGGGAGUGGAAACCGAAAUUUAAUAUCCAUUACGAACGAUCGGGCUCGAAAAAGAACGGUGCGCCACAGGUUCUGUUUCUUCCGGGAUUUGGCGUUGGAUCGUUUCAUUAUGAAAAGCAGUUGAAGGAUCUCGGUCAGGAUUAUGGGGUGUGGGCGAUUGAUUUUCUCGGUCAGGGUAUGUCGUUGGCGCGUGAGGAUCCUACACGACAGCAGCAACAGGACGGUGAUCAAGGUGAUGAUCCGUUUUGGGGGUUCGGAGAUGAGACCGAACCUUGGGCCGACAACCUUGUUUAUUCUAUCGACUUGUGGCAAGAACAAGUAGCCUAUUUUAUACAAGAGGUUAUUAAGGAACCGAUUUACAUUGUGGGGAAUUCACUUGGGGGAUACGUUGCGCUUUACUUUGCCGCAUGUAAUCCUCAUUUAGUGAAGGGUGUUACGCUACUCAACGCCACGCCAUUUUGGGGGUUCUUCCCGAAUCCUACAAGAAACCCGAGACUGUCGGAAAUGUUUCCGUCAGCCGGGACGUUUCCUCUUCCUCUACGUGUCAGAAAAAUCAUAGAAUUUGUUUGGGAGAAGAUAAGGGAUCCUAGAAGCAUUAGGGAGAUACUAAAGCAAGUUUAUGCCGAUCAUUCAACGAACAUAGAUAAAGUGUUUUCUCGUAUACUUGAAAUAACCGAACAUCCCGCAGCUUUGGCAUCGUUUGCGUCGAUAAUGUUGGCUCCUCAAGGGAAACUGUCUUUCGGGGAGGCUUUAUCUAGAUGUAAAGCUCAAGAUGUGCCCAUUUGCCUCAUGUAUGGAAAAGAAGACCCUUGGGUGAGACCCGUUUGGGGUCUACAGGUGAAGAAGAAGUUGCCCGAAGCUCCUUAUUAUCAAAUAAGCCCCGCAGGCCAUUGUCCUCAUGAUGAAGUUCCUGAGGUAGUAAAUUAUCUACUACGCGGGUGGAUAAAAAACUUGGAGUCACAAGGUUUUGUGGCGUUGCCGCUGGUUGAUGAUGAAAGCGGUCGGUUUGAUGUCGCCAAGGAUUUGGAAUAUGUGAGAGACGGGAAAAAGAGAUCGGUGAGGGUACAGUUUUACGGAUCGGAGACAUCAAUCUGGAGCAGGUUGACUUCUUAUUUCAACACCCAAUUUCAAGAUGUCAAGAUUAAGUUCAUGUGAUGGAUAUUGUUAAGCACAUAUGCAUAUAAUGUGAAAAUACUCUUGUGUAGUAAUCAUAUUUUUUAGAUGUAUAUAAACUAGAGGAUUUGAAUGGAUAUUUUUAACUUCUUGUUGGCCAUA